Molecule: messenger RNA, 998 nt
Organism: Aaosphaeria arxii CBS 175.79
Lineage: Eukaryota; Fungi; Ascomycota; Dothideomycetes; Pleosporales
Exons: 2
Coding region: 442-951 (169 amino acids)
Source: RefSeq, a predicted model, not a curated record
AACCAACUUACCCCAGACUUUGCAUCAAUAUUGCCUCUCAACAGUGGCUUGCGUAGAGUAGGACAGCCCCACCGUCUAUUAGUCGUUUUUUCACGAUGUCUAGAGCGCAACAACUUCCCAAUCCAAGCCUUGCGCUCAGCUUGUUACGAACAGCCUAACCGAUUUUCUGGGGGAAUGCUCUCACUCAUGCGCAAUCCAGAGGCACGAUGAAUCCAUUACGUGCGAAUAACUGCAACUAUCACCAUUUCCAUCAACUCCGGUCCUUCGAGACUGCAAUGGACGACGAUGCAUACCUCGAGACAUAGCAAGAUGCUCGAAUAUAAAUAAGGACUUCUAUCGUCUCCAUCCACGAAUCUCCACCACCAAGUUCAACAAUCAUUGCCCUUCAAGACUCCACUCCAAACAAUUCACCAGCUCUCCAAGCAUCUUUUUCCUUCGAAAAUGAAGUUCACACUCCCACUCCUCCUCACCGGCCUCCUCACAAGCCUCACCACCGCCAUCGCCCUCCCUCGUGGCUCCUCUUCCGCCGCCAUCCAAAUCCCAGGCAAGAGCGAGCUCCGCGUCUACUACCAAAACGGGCAGAACUUCAUCUUCGAAGCCAACGUCGGGCCGCCGACCAGCGCACCCUCCGCGACUAGGAACAUCUUCACCGGCGUCACUCGCACCAACACGCCACUCGCCGCCGUAACCUGGCUCGAGACCGACCCCGCGAACCCUGAGAUCCGAGUCUACUACGUGACGCCGCGCAACACGCUCGCCGAGCUCGCCUUCAUCAAGGGCCAGUGGAAGGUCGGCGCGGACAUCGGAUUCGCGGUCCAGCCUGACUCCGACGCCCUGUAUGCGCUGCGCGUCGGCACCACCAUCAUCGUGGGCUACUCGAACGCGGACGGGAAUCUCGCCGAGGCGUACUACUCCACCGGCACGCCGGUCUGGCAGACGUACACGCUUUGAGGCGGCAGUGGCUAGGCCUGGGAGGGCACGGGACUGCCCGGAUUCAG